Otolemur garnettii (small-eared galago) is the source of this 1891-nucleotide messenger RNA. It is a transcript of the gene KATNAL2, whose product is annotated as katanin catalytic subunit A1 like 2. NCBI's taxonomy places the organism in Eukaryota, Metazoa, Chordata, Mammalia, Primates, Galagidae. The coding region runs from base 192 to 1589 and encodes 465 amino acids. The transcript is spliced from 15 exons. The record is from RefSeq and is a predicted model, not a curated record. Gene Ontology annotation, molecular function: ATP binding; ATP hydrolysis activity; protein binding.
AACUGGCUGCUUUUCUCCUUCUUCGCGGGUCCUAACACGGUGUCUGAUGGAGCUUUCUUACCAGACCCUGAAACUCACGCAUCAGGCGCGGGAAGCGAUAUAUUGAUACGGCUAAUGCUUUGGAGCAAGAAACUAAACUGGGAUUACGACACUUUGAAGUUUGUGACAACGUUGAUCUUGAAACUAUUUUGAUGGAGUAUGAGAGCUAUUAUUUUAUAAAAUUUCAGAAAUACCCCAAAAUUGUCAAAAAGGCAUCAGAUACAGCAGAAACUAAUUUACCACAAAGAAGUGGAGGGAAGACCCGAAGGGUGAUGAGCAACAGUAGUCAAAAUCUUCCCAAGAUCAAUCAGCAGAGGCCACGGUCCAAAACCACAACUGGGAAGUCAGGGGACACCAGAUCUCUCAAUAAGGAACAUGCUAAACAGGAGGUUAAUAACACCCACCAGGAGAGUGCUGACUUUGGCUUAAAUAUAUCAAAAAUCAACAAAGACAGCAGAGAGGAAAAUACCCCCCCACGAAGAGGCCAAAUCAUUGAUUUCAGAGGGCUGAUCACAGAUGCUAUCAAAGGAGAAACCAGUGAACUUUCCCUGAACACCUUCGACUGUAACCCAGACCCCUCAGAACGAUUGCUGAAACCUCUGAGUGCAUUUAUUGGCAUGAACAGUGAGAUGCGAGAAUUGGCAACGGUUGUGAGCCGGGACAUUUAUCUCCAUAAUCCAAACAUAAAGUGGAAUGACAUUAUUGGACUUGAUGCAGCCAAGCAGUUAGUCAAAGAAGCUGUUGUAUAUCCUAUAAGGUAUCCACAGCUAUUUACAGGAAUUCUUUCUCCCUGGAAAGGACUACUGCUGUAUGGCCCUCCAGGUACCGGAAAGACUUUACUGGCCAAAGCUGUGGCCACUGAAUGCAAAACAACCUUCUUUAACAUUUCUGCAUCCACUAUUGUCAGCAAAUGGAGAGGGGAUUCAGAAAAACUUGUUCGGGUGUUAUUUGAACUUGCCCGCUAUCACGCGCCUUCCACAAUCUUCCUGGACGAGCUGGAGUCAGUGAUGAGUCAGAGAGGCAUGGCUCCUGGGGGAGAACAUGAAGGAAGUCUUCGGAUGAAGACAGAGUUACUGGUGCAGAUGGAUGGGCUGGCGCGCUCAGACGAUCUCGUGUUUGUCUUAGCAGCCUCUAACCUGCCAUGGGAGCUGGACUGUGCCAUGUUACGCCGCCUGGAAAAGAGGAUUCUGGUUGGUCUCCCCAGCCAGGAGGCCAGGCAGGCCAUGAUCCACCACUGGUUGCCCCCUGUGAGCAAAAGCACAGCCCUGGAGCUGCGCACAGACCUGGACUACAGUCUGCUGAGCCAGGAAACUGAGGGCUACUCAGGCUCAGACAUUAAGCUGGUCUGCAGGGAGGCAGCCAUGAGGCCCGUGAGGAAGAUCUUCAGUAUGCUUGAAAAUCACCAGUCAGAGAGCAGCAAUUUACCUGGGAUCCACUUGGAUACCGUGACCACUGCCGACUUUUUGGAUGUGCUAGCUCACACCAAACCUUCAGCAAAGAACCUGACUCAGAGGUACUCAGCCUGGCAAAGAGAGUUCGAGUCUGUUUGAAAUCACAUUCACCCUGACCUGGCCACUAAGAAGAAAGGGAGGAGCCUUUCAGAGGUCCUCAAGUUUAUUAGUGUAAGUGAGAAAAGAACUUAAUGAUUGGAAUGGGAAACAGAAAGAUAUUCUUGAAGACUGGAUUAAUUUCAACAACUGUAUCUUUGGGACUCUGAGAUAGUUUCAUUAAUUUAUCAUUAUUGAAGUCGGCAGAAUGGUGAAGAUUUCAACUACAAAUAUGUGUGUGUGCUGUUAGGUCAGACAAUGGAAAUUUUCUUUACAAUUAGAUUUCAUAAAAUAUUCAUGAACAA